This is a messenger RNA of Lepus europaeus (European hare), 3555 nucleotides long. RefSeq names its product caprin family member 2 (gene CAPRIN2). The coding region runs from base 15 to 3212 and encodes 1065 amino acids. The record is from RefSeq and is a predicted model, not a curated record. Gene Ontology annotation, biological process: positive regulation of canonical Wnt signaling pathway. Gene Ontology annotation, cellular component: cytoplasm. NCBI's taxonomy places the organism in Eukaryota, Metazoa, Chordata, Mammalia, Lagomorpha, Leporidae. The transcript is spliced from 18 exons. Gene Ontology annotation, molecular function: signaling receptor binding.
CCUCCUCUGUUUCAAUGGUGCAGCUGUCUUCGUCCGCUUUUGGCUACCAGACACCUUCAGGCCUCGCCGAGGAGGGGACGGUGGCGAAUAUGAAGGCGGCCAAGCCCCAGCUGAACCACAGCCCGCAUGGGGAGGGCCCGCGGGCCAUGAGCCCCCUGCAGCCCGCCGUCAGUUCUGCGUCUCCUUCCCAGGCUUACGAGACCUAUAUCGACAACGGACUGAUAUGCCUUAAACACAAGAUCAGAAACAUCGAGAAAAAGAAGCUCAAACUGGAAGAUUACAAGGAUCGCCUGAAAAAUGGAGAGCAGCUGAAUCCAGACCAGUUGGAAGCCGUAGAGAAAUACGAAGAAGUGCUGCAUAACUUGGAAUUCGCCAAGGAGCUACAGAAAACCUUUUCUGGACUAAGCCAAGAUCUGCUGAAAGCGCAGAAGAAGGCCCAGAGGAGGGAGCACCUGAUCAAGCUGGAGGCCGAGAAGAAGAAGCUGCGGACCAUCCUGCAGGUGCAGUACGUGCUGCAGAACCUGACGCAGGAGCACGUGCAGAAGGACUUCCGAGGGGGCUUGAAUGGGGCAGUAUAUUUGCCUUCAAAAGAACUCGACUACCUCAUUAAAUUUUCAAAACUGACCUGCCCGGAGAGGAACGAAAGUCUGAGUGUUGAAGACCAGAUGGAGCAGUCGUCCUUGUACUUCUGGGACCUUCUGGAAGGUAGCGAGAAAGCAGUAGUAGGAACGACAUAUAAACACAUGAAAGAUCUACUGUCUAAACUGCUGAACUCAGGCUAUUUUGAAAGUAUCCCAGUUCCCAAAAAUGCUAAAGAGAAAGAAGUAUCUUUGGAGGAAGAACUGCUGAUACAGUCUGAAAAGAAAAAACAGUUGUUGAAGACUGAACCUGUCAAAGAGUCAGAAUCUCUCAUGGAACUUGCACAGCCAGAGAUACAGCCGCGAGAGUUUCUUAAUAGACGCUAUAUGGCGGAAGUGGACUAUUCUGGCAAACAAGAGGAAGAGCAGUCGUGGGAAGCAGAUUACGCUAGAAAACCAAAUCUCCCCAAAUGUUGGGAUGUGCUCACUGAGCCAGAUGGCCAGGAGAAGAGACAGGAAUCCUUCAAGUCCUGGGAGUCUCCCAAGCACCAGGAGCUCUCGAAGCCUGUGGUGUCCUCUGAGCCGAGGAAGCAAGAGGCCCCAAAGCUCAGGUCCUCCCUGCAGGACGAGCUGAAGAAGUCUGGCGUCUCCAAGGCCAAGGCGGCCCCCAGCCAGGGGAAGCAGGAAGUGCCCAAGGCCAAGGUAGGCUGCGCCCAGGAGGAGCAAAAGAAGCAGGAGACCCCAAAGCCGUGGCCAGGCCAGCUGCAGAAAGAGCAGGAUCCAAAGAAGCAACCCCCAAAGUCCUGGAUGCCUUCAGUGCAGAGUGAACAGAACCUGUCCAAGUCCUGGAGCCCCGCCGUGUGCGAAGACCAGGAUUCAAAGCCGCUGGAGCCCCCAAAGACCUGGGAAAACGGUGUGGAGAGUCAGAAGCGCUCUUCAACGCCGCAGGCACAGACAUCUCCAAAGUCCUGGGGUGCAGCUGCCGCGAGCCUUGUACCUAAUGAGCAGCUCCUGCCCAGGAAGUUCAACACCGAACCCAAAGAUGUGCCUAACCCUAUGCAUCAGCCCAUAGGUUCUUCAUCUGCCCUCCCAAAGGAUCCAGCACUGAGGAAGGAAAAACUGCAGGAUCUGAUGACCCAGAUUCAAGGAACCUGUAACUUUAUGCAAGAAUCUGUUCUGGAUUUUGACAAACCUUCAAGUGCAAUUCCAUCGUCACAGCCGCCUUCAACUGCUCCGGGCAGCCCAGGAGCGCCUACAGAGCAGAAUCUGUCCAGUCAGAGCGAUUUUCUUCAAGAGCCAUUGCAGGCUGCUUCUCCAGGCACCCACAGCACCAACGCUGGCUUGGUCACUGCCGACCAGGUGUCUUCAGGAUCAGAAGCAGAGUUUAUGACCUCAGAGGCCCCUGAGGCAGCUGUAACCGCCAGCAAGCGACCGUCUUCUCCCGCCGUGCCCAUGGCCAAGGGCUCUGAGCAGGGCUUCCAGUCACCCCCAGCGAGUAGCAGUUCCGUGACCAUUAACACAGCCCCUUUCCAAGCCCUGCAGACAGUAUUUAAUGUUAACGCACCUCUGCCUCCACGGAAAGAACAAGAAAUAAAAGAAUCCCCUUACUCAGCGGGCUACAAUCAGAGUUACACGACAGCAAGUACACAGACGCCACCCCAGUGCCAGCUGCCAGCCAUACACGUGGAGCAAACUGUCCUCUCUCAAGAGACUGCAGCCAAUCAUCCUCCUGAUGGAGCUGUUCAAGUAAGCAAUGGUAGCCUUGCCUUUUACCCAGCACAGACGAGUGUGUUCCCCAGACCUGCGCAGCCGUUCGUCGGGAGCCGGGGCUCUGUGCGAGGGUGCGCCCGUGGGGGCAGGCUGCUGGCCAACUCCUACCGCUCCCCUGGAGGUUACAAAGGCUUUGAUGCUUACAGAGGACCCCCUUCAAUUUCCAAUGGAAAUUACAGCCAGUUGCAGUUCCAAGGGCGAGACUAUCCUGGAACUCCUUAUUCCCAAAGGGAUAAUUUCCAGCAGUGUUACAAGCGAGGAGGAGCCUCUGGUGGUCCUCGGGCAAACUCACGAGCAGGGUGGAGUGAUUCAUCUCAGGUGAGCAGCCCGGAGCGGGACAAUGAGACCUUCAACAGUGGCGACUCCGGCCAAGGAGACUCCCGUAGCAUGACCCCCGUGGACGUGCCCGUGACCAAUCCGGCGGCCACCAUACUGCCAGUCCACGUCUACCCCCUGCCUCAGCAGAUGCGCGUGGCCUUCUCGGCGGCCAGAACCUCCAACCUGGCCCCUGGGACGCUGGACCAGCCGAUCGUGUUCGACCUGCUCCUCAACAACCUGGGGGAAACGUUCGACCUGCAGCUCGGUCGGUUCAACUGCCCGGUGAACGGCACGUACGUGUUCAUCUUCCACAUGCUGAAGCUGGCGGUGAACGUGCCGCUGUACGUCAACCUCAUGAAGAACGAGGAGGUCCUGGUGUCGGCCUACGCCAACGACGGUGCUCCUGACCACGAGACCGCUAGCAACCACGCCAUCCUGCAGCUCUUCCAGGGAGACCAGAUCUGGCUGCGGUUGCACAGGGGAGCCAUCUACGGCAGCAGUUGGAAGUAUUCCACGUUUUCCGGCUAUCUGCUUUAUCAGGAUUGAAAGUACGGCGUCGGCAGUGAGAGGAUGGUGUUCGCAUGAGUGGGCUGAAGGGAGCAGGAGUCCCUGUCCUUGGCACUGGUUGGUGUAGGAAAUGUCUUCUUUCCCAGAGGAAGGAGGAGAGCCUUAUUUUUUGUUUGCCUCCCCAAGGUGAAAAAUUUCAGGCCGAAUGACAAUUAGCACUAAUCUGGCACUUUAUAAAUUGUGAUGUAGCCUCGCUAGUCAAGCUGUGAAUGUAUAAUUGUUUGCACUUAAUCCUUAACUGUAUUAACGUUCAGCUUACUAAACUGACUGCCUCCAGUACAGGCGGGUUACAAUGCCUUGUUGUGCCUCAAUAAAAAGGUUA